AUGCGCCUUUCUGCAUCAAUUGCCCUGUUAGGGCUGGCUGUGCCAUUCACAUGGGCUCUUUGUCCAUAUGCAGAGAAAAUGGCGCUUGAGAAGAAGAGUGCGCCUCCUCAUCCACACACACCGCGCGCUGCGCCGUCCUCGUCCGACAAGAAGGGCAUCUUCUAUAUGAACCGCAUUGCACCCGGUACAUCAGAGCUUUACAUUGCUGAUGCUGACGGCACAAAUGAACGCGCUCUGCUCUCCGAUCCCAUCUACGAAUACCAUGCAGCCUUCUCCCCCGAUGGAGAGUGGGUUACUUUCACUGGAGAGCGUAACGGCGACGGAAACUCAGAUAUCUACCGCGUGCGGACUAAUGGCUCUGACCUUGAGGAGCUGGCAGCGACUUCCUCGGUGGAAGAUGGAGCUGUCUUGUCUCCAAAUGGAAAGCAGGUUGCCUAUGUGUCUACUGCCAAUGGCUACAAGGCCAACAUUUGGGUCAUGGAUCUGGACAGCGGCAAGAAGUGGAACCUUACAGAUACCGCCUCCACCACUGCCAAUGCUUCUCUUCCGGACGGUUACUUCCGUCCUUCGUGGUCUCCCGACGGCCAAUGGAUUGCUUUCUCGUCGGACCGUAACACGGGCUGGUACGGACACGGCGACCCGGUCUUCAUGGGUGUGUCGGGUUGGGAGCACACACAAGAGCUGUCAAUCUAUGCUAUCCGCCCCAAUGGAUCUGACUUCCGCCGUGUUGCAUCGAAGUCUGGCUACUGCCUCGGUUCGCCUAAGUGGUCGCCUAGCGGCAAGCGUAUCAUCUACUACGAGAUGACCCGGGAGAACACCUGGAACUCUCACCGUCCCGAGUCGAUUGACUCUUCCAACUCCACUAUUGUAUCAGUUGACUUCGCUACCGGUGCUGGUCGCCGCGUAGAAGUGGGAACUUCUGGUGUCAAGAUUUUCCCUCAAUACAUCUCCGACAGCACCAUCGCCUACUUCGCCAAGGGUUCCGGCAAGGAGGGCCUCUACACAACCGCUGGUGGAUUUGUCAACACUUCCAGCUCGACCGUACGCUCCCCAGCCUGGUCUCCGGAUGGCAAGAAGGUCGUGUAUGAGAAGACAAGCUGGGACGUCGUCCGCCCCAUGGACAAGAAGUUGUACAGCUGGGAUAAAGAGUGGGAGUACCGCUUCACCGACGUCUUUCCUCAGUUGUCCAACACCAACACGAUCGCCUUGACCGAGAAGCAGCUUGGAAACUCCUCCAUCGUCUCGCUCAAUGCCAAUGGCACAAAUGAGCAGCUCAUCUAUGACGACAUGAAGUCCGACUUCCUGGAUGCAUCAUCCGUCGCUAUGGGUACAGCCGGAGCCUUCAACCCGGCCUGGUCACCCGACGGAAAUUGGGUUACCUUCGGCGUAGGCUUCUGGUUCCAAGGUCGUGCAACAGGUGGCGGAUGGCUGGUUCGCGCCACCGCUAAUGGUUCAUACUCCGAAGUUCUGACCAACAGUCAAGUCACCCUCGAGAGCAACAGCAGCGUUAUCAACUCUGGAUUCCCCAGCUACUCACACGAUGGCAAGAAGAUUGUCUUCCGUGUCUGGGGAACCAACUCUACUUUGGGAGACAGGUCCCAGCUCGGUCUCCGUCUUCUUGAUCUGGAGACUCGCAAGAUCUCCGUCCUCACCAAUGAAUGGGAUAAUCUUCCUUUCUUCUCGCCCGAUGGCGAGAGAAUCGUCUUCACCCGCAAGGUCAGCGACUACAAUUACGAUGUCUGCACAAUGCGCCCUGAUGGAACGGAUCUGAAGGUCCUCACCAGCAGUGGUGCGAACGAUGCCCAUGCCGUUUGGACUUGGGACGGCCGUAUUGCUUACUCUUCUGGCAUGUUCGGUUUCCAGUAUGAGUGUGCACUUUACGAUCAGACUUUCCAGCCGUAUGGACAGGUUAUCGUUAUGGACGCUGAUGGAUCCAAUAAGCAAGUUCUUACCGACUCUAUCUGGGAGGACUCCAUGCCUAUGUACGUGCCAAACAGCAAGCUUGGGAAAGCGAAGGUCUCAAAACGGGACCCUGAAGAUCGUUUUUAG
Penicillium soppii is the source of this 2049-nucleotide messenger RNA. Its product is annotated as TolB family protein. The transcript has a single exon. The record is from RefSeq and is a predicted model, not a curated record. Lineage: Eukaryota; Fungi; Ascomycota; Eurotiomycetes; Eurotiales; Aspergillaceae. The coding region runs from base 1 to 2049 and encodes 682 amino acids.